This is a messenger RNA of Poecile atricapillus (Black-capped chickadee), 591 nucleotides long. RefSeq names its product Src like adaptor 2 (gene SLA2). The transcript is spliced from 7 exons. Gene Ontology annotation, molecular function: protein binding. The record is from RefSeq and is a predicted model, not a curated record. Lineage: Eukaryota; Metazoa; Chordata; Aves; Passeriformes; Paridae.
AUGUUAGCACCACCCUGCAACAAUGCCCUGCCUGGGACACAGGCCCCCAGUGGCUUCCAGGCCCUGGCCCUCUGUGACUUCCCCUCCAGGGUGGAGGUGGCCACUGUCCUGAGGAUUGCUGUGACAAUCGGGGAGCAGCUGUGCAUCCUCUCUGAGGAUAGGGAGUGGUGGCUGGUGGCAUCCAAGGUUUUUGGCAAGAAGUGCCACAUCCCCAGCAGUUGUGUGGCUAAGAUCAGGCACAGGUGGUGGUACAAGGGCAUCAGCCAGCAGAAGGAGCUGCUGCUCCAUCCAGGCAACCACAGUAGAUCCUUCCUGAUACAGGAGAGCCAGACCAGGCCAGGCUGCUAUUUGGUGUGCCAUGGUGUUUGCACUGCCUGGGCCUCAGUGACUCAUUACUGCAUCCGUUGGCUGGACAAUUGAUGUCUUUACAUCUCACCCCAGCUCACCUUCCCCAGCCUGCACAACCUGGUGGACCACUACUGCUGGCAGGGCCUGUGGGCAGCCAUCAGCUCCUACCUGAUCAUCUCAGAGACUGACACCCCCGAGCUGGACCCCACAGGAAAGGUGGUGAAGAAGAGUGAGAACAGCUGA